Messenger RNA from Pseudo-nitzschia multistriata, 2260 nucleotides. The record is from the annotation of a GenBank genome assembly. Lineage: Eukaryota; Bacillariophyta; Bacillariophyceae; Bacillariales; Bacillariaceae.
CACUACGAGUACUCGUACGUACGAUACGGCGUACGUAUCAGUUCAUUCACGAGCGAUGGGCCAAUCAGAGUUUGAAUUUGCAUAACGGAAACUACUGCGAAGUAUGUAUUUUCUGCUGUGUUAAAAGUCACCCCCUUUUUCUUAUGAACCCCCAAAUGGUGCCUUGCGUUGACUCGUACGGAGAAAAGAACCAACAAGGAAGAACGAAACACAUCAUCCAUCACCGUAAUUCUGAAGCCGAGACGGAGCAAGACAGACCGAAUCAUCCAUCAUGCCAUUCCGUACGGUAAAGUAUUUUUUGGUACUUUCUUUCGUUUCAGAUUCAGACUGCUUAUUUUUGUCGAUCGAAAAACGAAACACAAGCAAAACCACGAUUCUGUUGCCCAUCCUCCUAGGGUAGUACCGAACCGAGAACAACCAGUGGUUGGUCUUGGUGAGACGGAGACCCCCGACCAUGGCGUUGCUGUGCGCUCUCCUCCUGAUCCACCUGGUCCUCGCCUGGUCCGGCCCCGCGACGGCCCUGACGAGCCAGAGCGGCGGGACGGUCGGCACUUGCACUCGCAUCGCCGCUGGCCUCCCCGCACGGCACCGGAAUCGCUUCCACCCUCGGACGGCGACCGCGCGGGCCUCGGCGCAGACAGAAGCCGCACCCGAAGACCGCACACGCGCCUCGUUCGUCGUGCGCAUCCCCGAAAAAGUCUGGAGGGCGGCGGCCUCCGAGCACCGGGCCCGGAUCAGGAGCCUCCUGGAGCCGGGCCUGGUGGGCCUCGACCACCCGUCGAUGGCGAGCCUCCGCAAGCGGUUUCUGGAAAUGGAGGAGGACGACCGGUGGUCCACCAUGCUGGAUCCGAAGCACCCCGUCUACAACUUUCUGGUCGAGUACUACGGCCUCAAGGGCCUCAAGGGACCGAAGCGGCUGGCGAGGUGGUCCCCGGCCAUCGGGCUGUUCUUUGCGGGGGACAACCACAACAACGGUCCGUGCGGCGAAAGCGGCGCGGACCCGCACACCGAAAGGGAGGCGAAGCCCGCGGAAGGGGUCCGGGUCCGGCGGAUCGAAUCCCUCGGCGAGUACUACGAGCUGUCGGCCGCGCACUUUGACGACGACCGCGACAACAACCACAAAAACAACCCCCGGAUCGAUUAUUCCGCCGAUCGCUGCGUCUUUCUGGAGGGGGCGACCCCCGACGACUUUGGUUCGACCCUCCACCUCAGGGGCGCCGAGUGGAUCGGGGGCGAUGUCGAAAGCAUUGGCGGCGGCGGCGACGACCACGAAAUCCACCCGAUCCCUUCCGGCAUCGCAAGCGACCUCAAGGGGGUCCUCUACCGGCCCACGGCCUCGAGGAACGGAGCGGCCCGGGAGGACCGUUGUGGCGAAACCCCACCGCUUUCCCGCGCCACGAGCCUGCUGUGGUACCGGUCGGUCCUGGAGGCGACCGCAUCGAACGAUCCCGUGCUGCACUGCUACGGCCUCCACGAGUGGGCCAUGCAGUACCAGCCGGAGGGGGCCCGAGAGCCCCCCUCGGGCCGGUACCAGUCCCACCUGGCGCUCCGGGUCUCCCGGACCACCAUCAACGAGACGGUCGAGCGCAAGGGCGUCUCGUGCACCCACGUCGACGCCCUGCGGUUCUUUGCCCCGGCCGCGGGCCCCCUCAACCACCACGGGGCCUCCCUCGAGCGGACCGACCAGCUGGGCCUGGAGCAGCCGGCCUGCGUCCACGCCCACAUGGACCUGCUCAAGAUCGCCCUCCGGCUGGUCCCGUACUGCGAUCCGGGCCUGCUGCUGGACGUCCUGGGGGUCGCCCUGAGGGCCCGGGCGCUGGACGUGGGGGCCUCGCCGAACGAUUGCUCGUCGUACCGCUGCCGUUCAUGGGGGAACGCAACAGCAGCAGCAACAGCAGCAGCAGCGGGAACCACCACGCCCAUCCGAACGAUCCCGAUCGAGACCCCGGCGGGGCGGGCCCUGUACAAGGAGCUCCAGAAGGAGCUCAUGGCCGAGGCCGCACCGAUCCGGGAGCGCCUCCUUUCGAACUACGAAACGGUGCUGCGGACCAUGUACACACCGGACCAGCUGGAGGAGGCCUCCGAGAAUCCCUCCGACGAGCGCUUUGCCAGGGCGGAACCGGGGGGCCUGCCGUGGAGAAAGAACCUUUUGGAGAGGGUCGCGUAGGAGAUCGGCAGUGGGGUAGCAUACUUCUACUUCUAGAGACUAAUAUGAUAGAUGAUGGAUUGGAUGCGUAUGAAACAAAACGACUACUUGCGU